UGUAGAUGCCCUGAGUAGCUGGAUCGUCCUUCUUUGGUUCUACCUGACAAUGGAAAUGCUUAAGGGUCGUGCCUUUAUUGAAUGCAUUGGUUGGAUAUUAUUCAGACCUGCUCUUCAGAAUGAAAACCAUUGAUGGUUGCAUCAGACGACAACGGAGCUUGUGCGUGUGUGUCAUUACCUUUCUAGAUGUGUUGCUUUCGAAGAAUCUCUAUCGAAGUCAAUAUGUUGUCAAAGAUGGCAGUUGAUGUUGAUGUUUGGUACUGCAUGUCGGUCGGUUGUUGCACCAUGACAUUUGGUGUCUUUUUUUUUUGUUAUUGUUGUGUGCAUCCUUGAUAUCUUGAAUAAUUUUGACAUUGUAUUGUUGCAAAGGCCGGAUGUACAUGAUAUCAGCUUGAUAUUAAUAUAUUAUCUUUUAAAAAAAAUCUUGAUACACAGAAGCGCCACCUCAACCGUGUUGUCAAGAAAUACCAGAGCGAAUCUAGGAAUAAAAUGCAGUGCAUACGAAGAUGAAAAGAAUGUCUGGUCCAACUGAAUUCUGCACCGCACGUUUUAGGAACCAAUUUUUUCUAUGACGUGACUAUUCUGGCAGCUCUAGAGCACUUGGAAAUCUCGAGACGGUCUCACGAUCUAAUUCGUUAGUUGUGUGCGUGUUGUACAGUUGAACUCUCUGACUCACUUGAAAUUUCACGCACUUUAUGUAUUUAUCGUGGAAGAAACAAAGAAACGGACGAACGCAUCUAUUCAAGCUAGGCCACCCAAGAUGACUUGACUACAGUCUACAGGUCUGACCAUGCAAUUUGUUUGUGGUGUAUUUUCAGGUCAGUUGUCAAAGGUGACGAACACUUGGGAUAAUCUGCCCACGUCUCACUCACCCAGACUCGUCGAACGUUGAAACAAAGAUGUAUUCAUUAGGAAAAACUCAAGAGUUCUUUCCACACAAGCAUGAGUCCUGCAUGACGUGAGGCCAAAAGCAUGCAUGCAUGCUAGUACUUCAACAGCAAACGAUACUGGCUGGGCUGUGCUAUAUAUAGCAGUAUCGAACAACAAAGUCGCCAUAGGCAAAGACAUACAAAGUUGUUUCUGUUACAAAGUUAAACACAAUGAGCAUCGUCCUUAGAUGCUUGUGCGUGCAACUAGCCAUAGCCUUGUUCCUGCUCACACAAACCAGCUCCACCGAAACCCAUGCCAACAACACGGGCAGCUGUGUUGCGAGUGAGAGAUCCGCCCUUGUCCGCUUCAAAGCGGGCUUGUCGGACCCUGCAAACUUCCUUUCGACGUGGCGGGGCGACGACUGCUGCCGGUGGAAGGGUGUCCGCUGCAGCAAGAGAACCGGCCAUGUCAUCAAGCUCGAUCUUCAAGGUUCUUAUGACAGCUAUCUAGGAGGCAACAUAAGCUCCUCGUUGGCUGGUCUAGAACGUCUAAGGUACCUCGAUCUCAGCGGCAACGCAUUUAGCGGCUUUCAGCUAGCAGAGACUUUGCCGUCUCUCCACCAUUUGAGGUAUCUAAACCUGUCCAGCUCGGGCUUUGUUGGAAGGAUACCACCACAGCUGGGUAAUCUCUCCAACUUACGUUACUUGAGUCUUGGUGGUAACGCCGACACAUACUCCACGGAUAUCACCUGGCUGUCGCGAUUAUCUUCCCUUGAACACCUGGACAUGAGCUCUGUGAACCUCAGUGCCAUUCCGAACUGGUUGCCAGUCGUGAAUAUGCUUCCUUCCCUCAAAGUUCUUCUUCUUACUAGCUGCCAGCUUAACAACAGUCCUGAUUCUCUUGUGCAUUCAAACCUGACAUCUCUUGAAACUCUCGACAUUUCCUUCAACCUUGCCCCAAAGCGUCUAGCACCCAACUGGUUUUGGGGCUUGACUAGCCUUAAGCUGCUUGAUAUCUCAUGGAGUCAAUUUAGUGGUCCGAUUCCUGACAAGAUUGGGAAUAUGAGCUCCAUGGUGGAGCUCUAUUUGUCACAUAAUAAUCUUGUGGGCAUGAUACCAUCAAACCUGAAAAAACUUUGUAACUUGGAAACAUUGUUUAUACAUGAUGCCGGUAUCAAUGGAAGCAUAACGGAAUUCUUUCAACGGUUGCCUUCUUGUUCAUCGAAUAAAUUUUCAGCCUUGGAUCUAUCUAACAACAGUUUGACAGGAAGCCUACCAACCAAGCUGCAAGAAUCCUGGCUCAAUCUGACCUUUCUCUAUCUUGGUGGAAACAAACUCACAGGUCAUGUGCCGCUAUGGAUAGGAGAGCUCAGAAAGCUAACUGCAUUGAACCUAAUGAACAACUACCUGGAUGGUGUUAUACAUGAAGGUCAUUUCUCAAGCCUAGCAAGAUUGCAGAGGUUGUUGUUGUCAGGUAAUUCAGUAGCCAUCACAGUGAAUUCAACUUGGGUUCCUCCAUUUAAUCUGACAAUGAUUGGACUCCGGUUGUGCCUACUCGGACCUAAAUUUCCGCUGUGGCUACGGUGGCAAACACCUAUAUACCUCGACAUCUCAAAUGCAAGCAUCUCCGACAUAGUUCCGGAUUGGUUUUGGAUAAUGGUUUCCUCAUUGGACUCGGUUAGAAUGCAACAAAAUCAACUUCGUGGGUUUCUACCAUCUACAAUGGAAUAUAUGAGGACAUCUGCAAUGGAUCUCAGUUCCAAUCAAUUCAGUGGUCCAAUUCCUAAGCUUCCUAUUAACCUAACCUACUUGGAUCUUAGUACAAACAAACUAUCAGGGCUACCAUUAGAAUUUGGAACUCCACUACUUGAAGUACUUCUUCUAUUUGGCAAUUCAAUCUCUGGCACCAUUCCAUCAUCUCUGUGCAAGUUGACAUCACUGAAGCUAUUAGACCUAUCAAGAAAUGAGCUCACUGGGUCAGCUCCUGAUUGCAUAGUCAAUCAAUCCACUACAAACACAGAAAGUUUAAGUCUUAGUAAUCUAAGCUUAAGAAACAACAACCUCUCUGGUGUUUUUCCUUUAUUCCUCAAAAAUUGUCCCGACCUCAUAUUUCUUGAUCUCGCACACAAUAAAUUGUUUGGGACUUUGCCAUCAUGGAUUGGGGAGAAGUUGCCAUCUUUGGCAUUCUUACGGUUGAGAUAUAAUAUGUUUCAUGGCCACAUUCCUUUGGGGCUCACGAAGCUAGCUAAUCUUCAAUAUUUGGACCUUUCCAACAACAAUAUGUCAGGAAGCAUACCAAAAUCUAUUGCUAACUUCACGCAGAUGAUUCUAAGCAAAGAUAAAUCUGAUGAAUUCAACGGAGUACUCAAUUUUGAAGAUGUUGUUUAUCGCUCCGACGUUGACUACACAGAGAAUUUCACAAUAGUCACAAAAGGCCAAGAGAGAUUAUAUACAGGAGAAGUCAUAUACAUGGUAAAUCUUGAUUUGUCGUGUAACAACAUAACAGGAGAGAUUCCUGAAGAGAUGGGCGCUCUUGUGGCGCUGAAGAGCCUGAACCUAUCAUGGAAUGCCCUCAGUGCAAAAAUUCCUGAGAAGAUUGGCGCCUUGGUGCAAGUCGAGUCUCUUGACCUAUCACAUAAUGAAUUGUUCGGUAAAAUCCCUACAGGCUUAUCGGCUCUCACCUCACUGAGUCACUUGAACCUGUCCUACAACAAUCUGAGUGGAGAGAUACCACCUGGAAAUCAACUUCAAACACUUGAUGACCAGGAAUAUAUUUAUGUGGGCAAUCCAGGUCUUUGUGGUCCCACGAUCUCCAAGAAAUGUCCAGGAACUGAGUUAAUUCCAGCUACUCUGGAACAUCAUGAAGAUGCAAGCAAUAUGAUCUCGUUUUACAUCGCCAUGAGCUCUGGAUAUGUAAUGGGCCUCUGGGUAGUCUUCUGCACCUUCUUGUUCAAGAGGAAAUGGAGAAUUUUCUGGUUCGCAUUCUGUGACAGCUUGUACAACCGAGUUUAUGUGAAGGUGGCUGUUAGUUGGGCUUCCUGGACAAGGAAAGAUGGGUAGAACGUGAUAUUGCUAUCACUGUUUUUCUUCUGGUAUAUGCUGUCAUGUGUGGGGAUUUUAUGAUGU
Molecule: messenger RNA, 3995 nt
Organism: Aegilops tauschii subsp. strangulata
Lineage: Eukaryota; Viridiplantae; Streptophyta; Magnoliopsida; Poales; Poaceae
Product: receptor-like protein EIX1
Molecular function (GO): protein binding
Source: RefSeq, a predicted model, not a curated record